AUGUUGCUGCCUACCGCUCGCCAGGACAAACUUGUUCGGGCAACGGAUUUAGAUGCCCUCAGCUGUAAGGUUUGCGCUAGUACCAAAGGCUAUUUCGGGGAAAAAGACCGAUUUCUAGCUCCGUUGGUCGCUUCAUACAAAUCAAAUCUCCAAUUCUGCGAUGGAUAUACGGCACUUUCUGCCGAACGGACGCUUCGUGCUGCAUUUUCCACCGCAAAAUUCCCCCUUAUCAACCGCGGAACGUUUCUUCGCACGCGGGCCCUUGACAUGGUUGUUGAUCGGUUUGUGCUGGAACAGAAGAAGUGCCAGGUGCUCGCAUUAGGCGGUGGCUCGGAUACGAGAGCGUUUCGUGUUUUGGAGAAGUAUUCGCAGGUGAAAUAUAUGGAGGUUGACUUUCCGGAGCUGGUUAAGAUCAAGAAAUUGGCCAUUCUGAAGCUGGAAAUACUACAGGCUGCAGUGGGUGCAAAUGAAGGCAUUGAUCUGAUUGAAGUGACUUCUAAGGAAGAGCUUCGCGAUAUGUAUAGUGAUUUUGUAACGGAGCGGUAUGCAUUAGUCGGAUUUGAUCUACGGCUCUGUUCCAAGGGUGACAAAGCUCAGGCAGCUGCGGCAUUCCUGUUCUUGGAUCCAUCCCUUCCUACACUCAUAAUCAGCGAGUGUGUUCUAUGCUAUUUGUCACCUGGAGAUUUCGUUGGUGUGCUCCGCUUCUUUGGAGACUUCUUGGAACAUCCUUCGCUCAUACUCUUUGACCCCAUGUCUUUGGGAGACGGGUUUGGCCACUCUAUGGUAUCUAAUCUCAGCAACCGUGGAAUUGAUCUUCAAACGUUCCAGACAUUCCCGACAUUGGAGUCUCGCCAGGCGCUCUUAGAAGAACAAUUGGGUUUUAGCGCUUACCUCACAGAUAUGGCUGCAGUUGGAGGCUUUUCCGUGCCGGAUCUGAACUGGCUAUCGCAAGAGGAGGUGCAGAGAAUAUCAAGCCUCGAAAUGAUGGACGAAGUGGAGGAAAUUACGCUUAUGCUCCGACACUAUUCACUCAUCUACGGCGAGAAGAAUCAGCGGGCUCAUUUCCCGGAAGAACUUCAAUGGAAGCUACAGCCGAAGUAUAAAUGA
This is a messenger RNA of Australozyma saopauloensis, 1107 nucleotides long. RefSeq names its product leucine carboxy methyltransferase. Gene Ontology annotation, molecular function: protein C-terminal leucine carboxyl O-methyltransferase activity. Gene Ontology annotation, biological process: C-terminal protein methylation. The record is from RefSeq and is a predicted model, not a curated record. The coding region runs from base 1 to 1107 and encodes 368 amino acids. The transcript has a single exon. Lineage: Eukaryota; Fungi; Ascomycota; Pichiomycetes; Serinales; Metschnikowiaceae.